AUGGCUCCCCUCCGCUCUGCCAUGCCAGUCUCAUCCUUAUUUAGCUUAGUUUGCUUCCCUCAUAAUUUUAACAAGUUAUUUUUGGCAAACAAGAAGACUUUCGAAUCAAUGAAGACAGCGACGACGAUGACGACGGCCCUCGCCGUCGUGCUGGCGGCGCUGGCCUUGAUCAUGGGCGCCCGCACCGUCGACGCGGCGGUGGCGGACACAUGCAAGGCGGCCGCGGCCAGCGACGUGCGCGUCAACGUGGACCUGUGCAUGUCGAAGCUCGGCAGCCACCGCGGCAGCCUCGAGGCGGCGGACGCCUGGGGCCUGGCCAAGGUGGCCUCGCUCGUCGGCGUCGACAACGCCAACCUCGCCGCCGCCGACAUCAAGGCCCAGGAGGCCGCCGACCCCAACGUGCGCAUGAAACCCGCGCUCGCCAAGUGCGGCACGCUCUACAAGGACGUGGGCAUGUGCUUCGCGGGCGCGCACGACCAGAUCAACAACCACGCCUACCCCGCGGCCAAGCAGAGGCUCGACGAGGCCCUGGCGCAGACGCAGCUGUGCAACGCCGCGUUCGCGGCCGCCGGCGUGACCCUGCCUCAGCCGCUGGCCCUGCACACCGUCGACUGCAUCCAGAUCGCCAUCAUAGCCGGCGCCAUCACCAACCUUAUCAAGUGA
Molecule: messenger RNA, 663 nt
Organism: Triticum aestivum (bread wheat)
Lineage: Eukaryota; Viridiplantae; Streptophyta; Magnoliopsida; Poales; Poaceae
Product: pectinesterase inhibitor 12
Exons: 1
Coding region: 1-663 (220 amino acids)
Molecular function (GO): enzyme inhibitor activity
Source: RefSeq, a predicted model, not a curated record